Otolemur garnettii (small-eared galago) is the source of this 2754-nucleotide messenger RNA. It is a transcript of the gene ADRA2A, whose product is annotated as adrenoceptor alpha 2A. The transcript has a single exon. The record is from RefSeq and is a predicted model, not a curated record. The coding region runs from base 13 to 1404 and encodes 463 amino acids. Gene Ontology annotation, biological process: platelet activation; adenylate cyclase-activating adrenergic receptor signaling pathway; regulation of smooth muscle contraction. Gene Ontology annotation, molecular function: alpha2-adrenergic receptor activity. NCBI's taxonomy places the organism in Eukaryota, Metazoa, Chordata, Mammalia, Primates, Galagidae. Gene Ontology annotation, cellular component: membrane.
GCGACCGCGUUCAUGUUCCGCCCGGAGCAGCCGCUGGCCGAGGGCAGCUUCGCGCCCAUGGGCUCCCUGCAGCCGGACGCGGGCAACGCGAGCUGGAACGGGACCGAGGUGCCGGGGGGCGGCGCCCGGGCCACCCCUUACUCCCUGCAGGUGACGCUGACGUUGGUAUGCUUGGCUGGCCUGCUCAUGCUGUUCACUGUGUUCGGCAACGUGCUGGUCAUUAUCGCCGUGUUCACGAGCCGCGCACUCAAGGCGCCCCAAAACCUCUUCCUGGUGUCUUUGGCUUCGGCCGACAUCCUGGUGGCCACGCUGGUCAUCCCAUUCUCGCUGGCCAACGAGGUCAUGGGCUACUGGUACUUUGGCAAGGCGUGGUGCGAGAUUUACCUGGCGCUCGACGUGCUCUUCUGCACGUCGUCCAUCGUGCACCUGUGUGCCAUCAGCCUGGACCGGUACUGGUCCAUCACUCAGGCCAUCGAGUACAACCUGAAGCGCACGCCGCGCCGCAUCAAGGCCAUCAUCAUCACCGUGUGGGUCAUCUCGGCCGUCAUCUCCUUUCCACCGCUCAUCUCCCUCGAGAAGAAGGGCAGCGGCGGCGGCCAGAAGCCGGCAGAGCCGAGCUGCAAGAUCAACGACCAGAUGUGGUACGUCAUCUCGUCGUGCAUCGGCUCCUUCUUUGCGCCCUGCCUCAUCAUGAUCCUGGUCUACGUGCGCAUCUACCAGAUCGCCAAGCGUCGCACCCGGGUGCCGCCCAGCCGCCGGGGUCCGGACGCCGCCGCCGCGCCGCCCAGGGGCGCCGAGCGUAGGCCCAAUGGCCUGAGCCCCGGGUGCGUGGCGGGCCCCGAGGGCGCGGAGGCCGAGCCGCUGCCCACCCAGCUCAACGGCGCCCCCGGGGAGCCCGCGCCGGCCGGGGCGCGUGAGGCCGACGCGCUGGACCUGGAGGAGAGUUCGUCGUCUGAGCACGCCGAGCGGCCCCCGGGGCCCCGCAGGUCCGAGCGCAGACCCAAGGGCAAGGCCCGGGCGAGCCAGGUGAAGCCCGGGGACAGCCUGCCUCGGCGUGGGCCGGGGGCUACCGGGGCCGGGGCGCCGGCGGCCGGGCCGGGGGAGGAGCGCGGCGGGGGCACCAAGGCGUCGCGCUGGCGCGGGCGGCAGAACCGCGAAAAGCGCUUCACGUUCGUGCUGGCCGUGGUCAUCGGCGUGUUCGUGGUGUGCUGGUUCCCCUUUUUCUUCACCUACACGCUCACGGCGGUCGGCUGCCCGGUGCCGCUCACGCUCUUCAAGUUCUUCUUCUGGUUCGGCUACUGCAACAGCUCGCUGAACCCGGUCAUCUACACGAUCUUCAACCAUGACUUCCGCCGCGCCUUCAAGAGGAUCCUCUGCCGGGGUGACAGGAAGCGGAUCGUGUGAACACUGCGCCGCGCCCCGCGUGAACUCCCGCCUGCCACGGACAACCCGCUUCCAGGAGGGGCGCGUGUAGCCCUGCACUCAGAAACCCAAAUUCUGCCCACUUGGAGUUUCCUGACUUGGGGGUUGCUCUGUGGCUUCUGCGUGCAUCUUGCUGUUGGUACACAGGAAAAGUUCUGGCUGGAGCCAUUUGUUGUUAUGGCCGCUCCUGACCUGGAGCUGGCUUCUUGGUGGCCGUCCCAAAUCAGUAUUGUUUCCAUUUUCUCUCCUGGCCGACCCUCAUGCUCUUCAGAGCAAACCCUGGACUACAGAGGGCAUGUCUCCCAGAGGGUUAAUGGAUGGGGUUUACCUAGUCUGGCUAAUGCCCCCAUACCUUUGUUUGUUAAGAAAACAAACAAACAGAACCCCAGCACAGGGUAGCCCUGCUCACACUCCCCAGCCCCACAUUGUAAAUAUACACUAUUUUUGAUAGUACAUGCGGGGGUCCCCAUUGUCGUUUGGCCCUGGUUUUGAUGUUGGAAUCCUGGCCUUCCGUAGAUGUGCACUCCAGAGCAGGCACAGAGUCUGGUUCAGGCCAAGUCCCUUUGCAAUGCAAGCGGUUUUCUAGUGUCACGCCCCUCCAUGUCCUUUCCACCAGCAGCUGGUGACUUGCUUUGAGAUUUCCUGACAGGGAAAAGAUUUCUGUCCAUUUUUUCCUGUGCCUAACAGCAUAAUUGCCUUUUCCUAUGUAAAUAUUAUAAGGAUGGACCAAGACAGAAGGAAAUGAACCUUCUCCUUGCCUUGCAUCAGCCCUGUGUAUAAAGCCAUUAUCCUCAGAUGCACUGGCCACCCCAGUAAAUUCACUUCAAAACGGUCUCUUUCUCCCUCCAGGACCACUGCUUGAAGAAGAAUAUGUAUGUUUCUAUCUUGUAUGUAUGUCCCCCCUCCCUCCCUGAAAGCGCUGACUAAGGGGAAAUCUUGUAGCUGUUGAUUUUAGACACAGAGGAGUGGAAAUUAUGUGGAAACAGCAAACCUGAUACAAUUUGCCCAAGGUAAACAGUGUGGACAGACAAAUGAGCCUGCCAAACUGUACAGGUCCUGCCCCCAGAGCUCUUAGGUAUCAAAAGUGUUCUUUCCCCCUUCCCUGCUUUUCUGGUUGAGAUCUGUCAUCGAUGGACUGCCAGAGUUGGGGGAGGAGGGUGGAGACCUGUGUUUACAUCUGUGUUUCUAUGUGUUUUAGAGACGAUACAAGGCCUGCACUCUUAUUUCACUAAGGAAAAACUAAUGUCAGUACACAUCGCUAAUGACAGUGGAUUUUUUUUUAAAUAAAAAAGUUUACAGAUCAAAUGUGAAAUAAAUACGAAUUGAAUGGUC